AAUGAAUAAAGAAAGAGACGCCAUCAUUGUCCGAGCGACCAACUGAGUGAGACACAGCUUCCCUUUGAAUUCACUCCAUCGAAGCAGAUCCCAAAAAGGGUCCUUCAUUUCUCACACACUCACUUCACAAUCUUCGAUUCAGAAGCUCCAAUCCCUCUCAAAAUCAAUGCUGCCAGACACCCGAAUCGUCGCCGCCUGCUAAAUCCAACUCCGUCUUCGCAAUGAUGGUGGACACCUCAACGCUUGGGCGCUUCCACCACCAAAGACUCGAAUUCAAGCGCUGUCUCCCCGCAAUCAUAACCUCCCACAGAACCCUCUUCACCGUCCUCUGGAUCGCCGCCUUCGCCUCCGUCUUCAUCUGGCAGAGGAACGUUGUUGUCGGAGGCUUCUUCCUCUUCGGUCGGACCCUCCCGCCGCGCCCGAUUCCCAAGCUGAGGCCGGUGGCUUUCAACUUGACGGAUUUCGGGGGUGUCGGCGACGGUGUCACCCUCAACACUGAGGCAUUUGAGAGGGCCGUUUCUGCGAUUUCCAAGUUGGGGAAGAAAGGUGGUGGCCAGCUCAAUGUGCCUCCCGGUCGCUGGCUUACUGCGCCCUUCAAUCUCACCAGCCAUAUGACACUUUUUGUAGCUCAAGAUGCUGUUAUUCUUGGACUUGAUGAUGAGAAGUAUUGGCCACUGAUGCCACCAUUGCCAUCGUAUGGGUAUGGGAGGGAGCAUCCUGGACCACGAUAUGGCAGUUUGAUUCAUGGUCAAAAUCUUAAAGAUAUUGUGAUAACAGGGCAUAACGGUACCAUAAAUGGACAGGGACAAACCUGGUGGAAAAAGUAUCGUCAAAAACGUCUCAACCACACAAGGGGGCCACUUGUUCAGAUCAUGUGGUCUAGUGACAUUGUCAUUGCUGAUAUUACUUUACGCGACUCUCCUUUUUGGACACUUCAUCCAUAUGACUGCAAAAAUAUCACUAUAAGAAAUGUUACAAUAUUGGCUCCUGUAACUGAAGCUCCAAAUACUGAUGGCAUAGAUCCUGACUCUUGUGAGGACAUGUUGAUAGAGGACUGUUACAUAAGUACAGGAGAUGAUGCAAUUGCAAUAAAAAGUGGCUGGGAUCAGUAUGGAAUUGCUUAUGGAAGGCCAUCCAUGAAUAUAAUGAUCCGGAAUCUAGUUGUUCGCUCCGUGGUCAGUGCUGGCGUUUCAAUAGGCAGUGAGAUGUCUGGUGGGGUGUCCAAUGUGACUGUGGAGAAUCUUCUUGUAUGGGGUUCUAGGCGUGCCGUGAGGAUUAAAACGGCCCCUGGGCGAGGCGGAUUUGUUCGCCAUAUUACUUACCGGAAUCUAACAUUUGAUAACGUCCGUGUUGGAAUAGUAAUUAAGACAGAUUACAACGAGCACCCUGAUGAUGGAUAUGACCCUAGUGCACUUCCUGUACUCAAAGACAUAAGUUUCACCACCGUCCAUGGCCAGGGUGUUCGUGUGCCAGUACGAAUUCAUGGCAGCGAAGAGAUCCCAGUGAGAAAUGUGACGUUUCGGGACAUGUCAGUUGGCCUGACUUACAAGAAGAAACAUAUCUUUCAGUGUGCCUUUGUCCAAGGGCGCGUAAUAGGGACCAUCUUUCCUGCUCCCUGUGAGAACCUUGAUCGGUACAAUGAGCAUGGACAGCUAGUUAAGCAUUCUGCUUCCCAGAAUGUAACAGACAUUGAUUAUGAUUUUUGAGGUUUCAAGUUCACAAAUUUACCGGCCUUGUUCCAUCAUCCAUCGGAUCCUCAAGUUUCUGUCUAUCAGAUCAUGUUUUUGGAGUGUAACAGUCGAGUUAAUUUUCUUUCUUUCUUUCUUUCUUUCUUUUUAUGGGGAAGUUAAAUGUUCUAUUUCUUCUUUUUUUUUUUUUUAUUUGUAACACUCCAAUUUAUAGCUUUAUUAAGUAGAGUUGUAUAUACGGAAAAUUUUCAGAUGCUUACCUGUGUUUACUAGAAUAUACAAAUUCAGAACUCGCUGCUAUGUGCUAUCAUU
Molecule: messenger RNA, 2000 nt
Organism: Arachis stenosperma
Lineage: Eukaryota; Viridiplantae; Streptophyta; Magnoliopsida; Fabales; Fabaceae
Product: probable polygalacturonase
Exons: 5
Coding region: 222-1706 (494 amino acids)
Biological process (GO): carbohydrate metabolic process
Molecular function (GO): polygalacturonase activity
Source: RefSeq, a predicted model, not a curated record